Molecule: messenger RNA, 327 nt
Organism: Prorocentrum cordatum
Lineage: Eukaryota; Dinophyceae; Prorocentrales; Prorocentraceae
Source: the annotation of a GenBank genome assembly
AUGCGGGAGGCGAAGCUGGAGCCCGACAUCAUCAGCUACAGCGCUGGGAUCAGCGCGUGCGAGAAGGGCGGGCAGUGGCAGCGGGCGCUUGCGCGGAUGAGCGAGAUGCGGGAGGCGAAGCUGGAGCCCAGCGUCAUCAGCUACAACGCCUGGACCAGCGCGUGCGAGAAAGGGCGAGCAGUGGAAGUGGGCUCUGGCGCUGCUGAGCGAGAUGUGGGACCUGAAGCUUUCGCCCAACGCACCCAGCUACAGCCCUGCGAUCGUCACUUUGCUUGGGAGAGACGAUGCGACAGGCGAGUCAGCUACACUGUACACUGUUUAGGAACA